Messenger RNA from Lemur catta (Ring-tailed lemur), 1863 nucleotides. RefSeq names its product cardiotrophin like cytokine factor 1 (gene CLCF1). Bases 194 to 871 code for a protein of 225 amino acids. Gene Ontology annotation, molecular function: ciliary neurotrophic factor receptor binding. The record is from RefSeq and is a predicted model, not a curated record. Gene Ontology annotation, biological process: ciliary neurotrophic factor-mediated signaling pathway; negative regulation of neuron apoptotic process. The transcript is spliced from 3 exons. NCBI's taxonomy places the organism in Eukaryota, Metazoa, Chordata, Mammalia, Primates, Lemuridae.
CAGAAAAAAAAAAAAAAGUUUGCAGAAUGUCCCACACCGAAAAAAAAAAAAAAAUCCGAAACCGAGCGAAAAAAACCUGCGAGUGGGCCUGGCGGAUGGGAUUAUUAAAGCUUCGCCGGAGCCGCGGCUCGCCCUCCCACUCCGCCAGCCUCAGGGAGAGGAGCCGCGCCCGGCCGGCCCGGCCCCCAGCCCCAUGGACCUCCGAGCAGGGGACUCGUGGGGGAUGUUAGCGUGCCUGUGCACGGUGCUCUGGCACCUCCCUGCAGUGCCAGCUCUCAAUCGCACAGGGGACCCAGGGCCUGGUCCCUCCAUCCAGAAAACAUAUGACCUCACCCGCUACCUGGAGCACCAACUCCGCAGCUUGGCUGGGACCUACCUGAACUACCUGGGGCCCCCUUUCAACGAGCCUGACUUCAACCCACCUCGGCUAGGGGCAGACACUCUGCCCAGGGCCACUGUCAACUUGGAAGUGUGGCGAAGCCUCAAUGACAAACUGCGGCUGACCCAGAAUUACGAGGCCUACAGCCACCUUCUGUGUUACUUGCGUGGCCUCAACCGGCAGGCUGCCACAGCCGAGCUGCGCCGCAGCCUGGCCCACUUCUGCACCAGCCUCCAGGGCCUGCUGGGCAGCAUUGCAGGCGUCAUGGCAACUCUGGGUUACCCGCUGCCCCAGCCUCUGCCCGGGACUGAGCCUACUUGGACCCCUGGCCCUGCCCACAGUGACUUCCUCCAGAAGAUGGAUGACUUCUGGCUGCUGAAGGAGCUUCAGACCUGGCUGUGGCGCUCAGCCAAGGACUUCAACCGGCUCAAGAAGAAGAUGCAGCCUCCGGCAGCUGCGGUCACCCUGCACCUGGAGGCCCAUGGCUUCUGAUCUCUGACCUUUACCAACUCCUCUUCUCUACCCCUUCAAACCCUGCUCCCACUCUAGGACGGAGAACCCUGUAUGCCAACACUUGUUGAGCCAGGAGACAGAAGCCACAAGCCUCUGGCCCUCCCCUGGACUUGGGUGGGGGUGUGAUGUAAUAAGCCCUGUCUCUUCCCCACCUCCCAAAGGCUUAAAGAUCUGGGGAAGAGGUGCAAUAAGGCCCCAUCCUGUUUCUACAGGGAGUACUGCUCGAGGGAGUCCAGAGUGGUUCAAGGUGGUAUAAAGGCUCUCAUAGCCUCCUGCCUUCUGCCUACCACUUGGCCAGUACCCACCCAGCCCCUUAAGCAGCACUUCUAGGAAGCAUACCUGGAAGACAGGAGUGGGGAGCCACCGUAGCACGUGCCUUUCUAGGAUGAAGCCCUUUGGCUGCCCUACUCUCCUUGGAUGGGUAUUACUCCUCCACCCCCAAAUAACUCCACACAUCCAAUUCAGGAAACAAACAUGGUGGCAAGUCUAAACAAAGAGAGAUAGGAUUAAAAAUAAAAGGGGUGGGGCCUGCAUUGGAAGUGGCCUACAGACCAGAAUAGAUAAUACUAAAAGCAAAGGGCCAGGGACAGACCAGACCCAGGAGUCACCAAAGCAAUCAGUGGCACAGAGUGGCAAACAAAAGCCACAUUGAACAUUAGGAUCUUGCCUUAAAUUUUCUUGCCAGCAUCACGGUGCCUCCUCUCUGCCCCCUUUCCCAGGGUAUCUGUGGGUUGCCCAAGCUGGGGAGGGCAACCAUAGCCAUAGCCACAGGAUUUCCUGAAAGUUUACAUUGCAGUAGCAUUUUGGGGUGUGGGGUGGCAGCUCCCCCAGGCCCUGCCCCCCAGCCCCACCCACUCAUGACUCUAAGUGUGUUGUAUUAAUAUUUAUUUAUUUGGAGAUGUUAUUUAUUAGAUGAUAUUUAUUGCAGAAUUUCUAUUCUUGUAUUAACAAAUAAAAUGCUUGCCCCAGAA